AUGUCUUCUUCGGCACCCAUUAAGAUUGGAAUCAUCGGCGGUUCGGGUCUUGACGACCCUGAUAUAUUGGAGGGAAGAACGGAACGUUAUGUUGACACGCCGUAUGGAAAGCCAUCAGAUGCCUUGGUAUUGGGAAAAAUAAAAAAUGUUGACUGUGUGCUCCUAGCAAGGCAUGGAAGACAACACACCAUCAUGCCAUCCAACGUAAACUACCAGGCCAACAUCUGGGCGCUGAAGAAGGAGGGCUGCACACAUCUGUUGGUCACCACGGCAUGUGGGUCGCUGCGAGAGGAGAUUCAACCUGGUGACAUCGUCAUCAUUGAUCAAUUCAUUGACCGGACCACCAAGAGAGCUCAAACCCUUUACGACGGUCAGCCCACCAGUCCUUCCGGUGUCUGUCACAUUCCCAUGGCCGAGCCUUUCUGCAACAGAACUAGGGAGGUGCUAGUGGAGGUGGCCCGCACGCUGGGCAUCAAGUGCCACGCGAGGGGCACCAUGCUUAGCAUCGAGGGGCCUCGCUUCUCGUCACGGGCCGAGAGCCUGAUGUUCCGCCAGUGGGGCGCCGACGUUAUCAACAUGACCACCGUGCCCGAGGUGGUCCUUGCCAAGGAGGCGGGAUUGUGCUAUGCCAGCAUCGCCAUGGCGACGGACUACGACUGCUGGAAGGAGCACGAGGAAGCGGUGUGCGUGGACAACGUGAUGAAAACCAUGAAGGAGAAUGCCAACAAAGCCAGCAGCAUCCUGUUGACCGUCAUACCUCAGAUCAGCCAGAUGGACUGGAACAACACCAUAACCUCCUUAAAAACAAUGGCUCAGUCGGCUGUCAUGAUACCCAAACAUUGA
Molecule: messenger RNA, 843 nt
Organism: Nerophis lumbriciformis (worm pipefish)
Lineage: Eukaryota; Metazoa; Chordata; Actinopteri; Syngnathiformes; Syngnathidae
Source: RefSeq, a predicted model, not a curated record